AUGAAGAGGACAAGAGGUGCUAGAUCAUCCUUAGAUCAUUUUAGGCAUACGUUGUCACCACCACCACCACCAACAACAACAACAAAAUUCAAGUCACACUUUGAAAUUAAGACGUAUCCUUAUUUUUUCGAGCCCCCCUUCAGUCAAGUUUGGCAGACCGCAAUUAUGCCACUCAUGGCAGGUCUCUACGUUCAUGCAAUGGCGGAUUGGCAUCAUCAAAGUUCAUCCGCGAUCGUCUUCACUACCGGCUCUCUCCCUCCCAACAGACACACGCGAGUGUAUGCGCGCAAGUUCUGUGCCGACAUGUGGCCCAGUGCCCAAAUGGCUACAUACCUUGGCCGAGAUUUUUGGCUGUCCACGCCCAAACCCAAGUGCAGCUGGGCGCCCUCACUUCAGUCUCUUAACGAGGCGCAGCGCCUCGUCCCCACGUCAGCUGUUGUGGAAGCGUCACCUACUCCGAAUUUCAUUCCGUCGGCCCCACCGACUGGGACUGUCCCUGAUUGGAGGCGGGUCCAGGUGAGUGGGGGAAAGGGGCGCAAGCACAAGCACAGGUACAGGUACAGGCAUAAACACAGGCCCAGACACAUACGCGAAGAGGAGCGGAGAGGGCCGAAGCGAAGUGGGAUUCCUGUCCGUGGAGCACGUAAACACGGUCAUCCACUUGUACCGCUUUGCGUGAAUUCUCCAAGCUUCCCGGAAUCAAUGGAUGUGUCUUUUGAUUGUGACAGCCUGAGAUGGGCCCAUGACAAGCUAUUAUGCGAGCUGCCUGCUGUUGCUGCAAUAGACGAUCGCCCCACUUGGGGUUGUCGGACCUGCCCACAACCGGCGAAACUGGCCGGCGAGCGGAUGGGUUGGGUGCACACAAAGAUGUCUCUGUGCUUCAGUCUCCGAUUCACUCAGCCCCAGAGGCCCAUUGCACACACCCUGUCGGUCCACUCGACCAACUCAAAUGCCGGAGUGGGGCGCCAUAGUUGCCAUAGUAGAACACAUGUCUUGUGA
Molecule: messenger RNA, 999 nt
Organism: Protopolystoma xenopodis
Lineage: Eukaryota; Metazoa; Platyhelminthes; Monogenea; Polystomatidea; Polystomatidae
Source: the annotation of a GenBank genome assembly